AGAAACAAGAAAGCAGUGACCUUGGGAAGAGACCAAAGAGAGAAGAAAGAAACAAUGCCGGCAAUGGAAAACAAAACCCAAGCCUUAGAAACCUCGCCAAACAACUCUGAUCAUCAAUAUCAUCUCCAGCCCAACAAUGAGAACAAAACCCAAACCCCAAAAACCUCACUUUAUGAGCAGUCAAGAGAAGAAAGAAUCAAAGAAAACCUUCAACGGAUGCAACAGCUUGGCCUCAAAGAUCUCUCCAACUCCCUCCUCAACUCCAUUUCUCAUCUCUCUUCAAGGCGUGGGCGUCCACGACUUGGCUGUAAGCCACCAGUUACCCCACGACCCCUUCCCUUGCCGCCAUCUGCCUCCCUUCGCCGCUCCUCCAGGUUGCAGAAUACUACUCCAGUGACCUAUUCAGAGGUGGUUUUGGCAAAAAAAGAUGAGGUUUUGGAGGAUGUGCAGCUGAAGCUACAGGAAACAGAGGUGUAUACAGAAGAGCAUGCGAAGCUUUUGGGUAACACUGAAAGGAGCUGGACACUUUUUGUGGAUGGGUAUGGAAGUGCUGGGAGACGGAUUUAUGAUUCUGUGAAGGGAAAGACUUGCCAUCAAUGCCGGCAGAAAACUCUUGGUCAUCGUACUCACUGUAGCAAAUGCAACAUGGUCCAAGGACAGUUCUGUGGAGAUUGUUUAUAUAUGAGAUAUGGAGAGCAUGUGCUUGAAGCCAUAGAGAAUCCAAAUUGGGUUUGUCCUGUGUGUCGUGGAAUUUGCAACUGUAGUUUGUGCCGGCAAGCGAAAGGAUGGGCUCCUACUGGCUCUCUUUAUAGGAAGAUAUCACAUAUGGGCUUCAAGUCGGUUGCACAUUAUCUCAUUCAAACUCGACGUGUGCAAACCAAUAUUGAAAAGAAUCCAGAGAAUAUUGAUGAAGUGUCUGCUAAGAGGUCACUGUCCUUUCCAGCUCUAGAAUUGCCAUCAGAAGAAUCUUCCGAGGUCGAUAAUAAUCGGAAGCCUCAAUCUGGGGAGGAUGGCUUGAACUGUGAGAAAAAGGAAAACAAUGCUUACCCAGAACCAAAUCCAACUAUUAUCCAUCAAAAUUCUGCUAGGAAAUCAUUGCUCUUUACAAAGUAUGAAGCUGAGUUUGAAAAAGGGGAAUCUAUAGAGAUCAACCUUGAUGUCCAUGGGCAGGUGGGAUUUUCAGAGCUGGAUUCUGGAAAGAAGAAAGAUGAGGAGCUCAAGUGUGAACAUGAGAAGGAAUUGCAUUUCACAGAGGAAGAACCUAAUGCUAGCCCUCUGACAUUGGAAAGAAGACCUGGAAAGAAGCAUCCGUUGUCCAUUGAACCAAGCCCCGACUGCAUUGCUGGAAGACGUAGACAAAGGCGUCGAAAAGAUAGCAACCAUAAUAAUGGGACUAUGUGGCUUAAUGACAAAUUUUUGGAUGCUAAACAGACUGUAAACCAUGUAUUCUCAAAAAAGAAAGUAGUCAAAGAGAGGGAAACACGCGAUGCUGUCAAGGAUAUAGGUGAAGGCUUUAUUGCAUCAGAGAAUAGUCCAAAGCUUAUGAAGAGGUCUGCACCUGCUAUGGAACAUAGCCUAGACGGUAGUGCUGAAAGGUUGAAGCAAAGGUGUCGACAAUGCAAAGAUCAUGACGAGCAGGGGUUACCAGGGGAAAAUGCGAGUGUAUCAGACGCGAAGCAGGUUGUUGAAAACAAUUCAUCAGGGAAGGAAUCUGAGGCCAAUCUGAAGCUUAGUACUUCUGGAGCUAGUAUGGACUGUAUAGCCAGAAGAUUAAGGCCUCGAAACAAAGCAGCUUCCCCAUAAGUCGUAAGUCCCUUUUGUUAACUAGGAUUGAGUUCAUAAUGCUCUUAUUGAGAUAGCAGAAGUAGCCUCAAUAUUAUGUUUAGGGCUUAUGUCUAGUAGAAAAAUUAGUUGAAGCAGCAGUUCCUCAUUCUUCCUCUUAGCUACAGUCAAGCCACAGUUGGCUUGCUUAUCUUACUAAUAUUGCAAGUAUUUUAGUACGUUAAAGUGUGCUUUGUAGCAUUUUGGGUCCU
Messenger RNA from Durio zibethinus, 2033 nucleotides. RefSeq lists its product as uncharacterized. The record is from RefSeq and is a predicted model, not a curated record. Gene Ontology annotation, cellular component: nucleus. Gene Ontology annotation, biological process: regulation of DNA-templated transcription. NCBI's taxonomy places the organism in Eukaryota, Viridiplantae, Streptophyta, Magnoliopsida, Malvales, Malvaceae.